GCCAGGGCUGGCUGUGUGCUCUCCCCAGCCCAGAUUAGAUGAUCGCGGAGGCAGCGGCGGGUCGUGCUGCUCCCCGGGUGUCGCCAUGUCGCUGCGGGCCCGCGCCCUCUAUGACUUCCGAGCGGAGAACCCGGGGGAGGUGUCCCUGCGGGAGGCCGAGGUGCUCAGCCUGUGCAGCGAGCAGGACAUCGAGGGCUGGCUGGAGGGGGUGAACAGCCGUGGGGAGCGCGGUCUGUUCCCGGCUUCCUACGUGGAGGUGAUCCGCAGCGAGCCGGCUUCCCCCCCUCCGCCGCCGCCGCCGCCCCCCCCGGCCCCGGACUCCCGCUACUCCAACCUGCCGACCGGGGGGUACUCCCCGCCGCAGCCCUCCGCCCAGGCUCCUCCCCAGCUGGCCUUCUCCUUCCCCGCGGGAGCCGCGCAGCCCCGGCCGAGCGCCCUCCACUACCAGCAGAGCCAGCCCAGCGACGACGACUGGGACGACGAGUGGGAUGACAGCAGCUCCACGGCGGCCGACGAGCCCGGGGGUACUCCGACUCCCGGUUACUAUGGCGGCGGCGGUUUCCAUGACUACGACGGGUCCAGCUCCCGCUACCGAAUGUCCACCCGCUCCGAGCUGCCCCCGGGCUCCUACUCCACCACCGCCUCCUCGUCCUCCGCCUCCCAGGCCGCCAAGGGCUCGGCCACCGUCAGCCGCAACCUCAACCGCUUCUCCGCCUUCGUCAAGACCGGCGGCGAGGCGUUCGUGCUGGGCGAGGCGGCCGGGUUCGUGCGGGAUGGCGACAAGCUGUGCGUGGUGCAGGGCCCGCACGGGCCGGAGUGGCAGGAGAACCCGUACCCGUUCGGCUGCUCCAUCGACGAGCCCACCAAGCAGACCAAGUUCAAGGGGAUGAAGAGCUACAUCUCGUACCGGCUGCUCCCCAGCCACACCGGCCUGCAGGUCUACCGCCGGUACAAGCACUUCGACUGGCUCUACACCCGCCUGCUGGAGAAGUUCCCGGUCAUAUCGGUACCCCGCAUCCCUGAGAAACAGGCCACCGGCCGCUUCGAGGAGGACUUCAUCUCCAAGCGGAGGAAGGGUCUGAUCUGGUGGAUGGACCACAUGUGCAGCCACCCGGUGCUCUCACGGUGCGACGCCUUCCAGCACUUCCUGACCUGCACCGACGAGAAGGCCUGGAAACAGGGCAAGAGGAAAUGCGAGAAGGAUGACAUGGUUGGAGCCAACUUCUUCCUCACCCUCAGCACCCCACCAGGGGCCCCAGUGCUGGACCCCCACGAUGUGGAAGGCAAGCUGGACUCAUUCAAGGCGUUCGCCAAGAGGAUGGAUGAGGGAGUCCUUCAGCUCAACCAGACAGCCGGAGAGUUUGCCCGAAAACAAGCUUCAGGUUUCAAGAAGGAGUACCAGAAGGUGGGCAUGGCCUUCAAAGGCUUGGGACAAGCUUUCGAGAUAGACCAGCAGCCCUUCUCGGUGGGAUUCAACCGGGCUAUGGCCUUCACUGGGGAUGCCUAUGAUGCUAUUGGGGAAAUGUUUGCAGAGCAGCCUCGACAGGACCUGGAUCCCAUCAUGGACCUGCUGGCAGUCUACCAGGGCCACCUGGCCAACUUCCCAGACAUCAUCCACGUCCAGAGAGGUGCACUGACCAAAGUACGAGAGAGUAAGAAGCAUGUAGAAGAAGGGAAGAUGGAGCUUCAGAAAGCAAGUGAUAUCCAAGAACGCUGUAACAUUAUUUCCUAUGCUAGCCUAGCAGAAAUACAGCACUUUCACAAAAUCCGAGUGAGAGACUUCAAGUCACAAAUGCAACAUUUCUUACAACAACAGAUCACAUUCUUCCAAAAAGUGACGCUAAAACUGGAGGAAGCUCUACAAAAAUAUGAUGCUGCCUAGGAAUGACAUGGGGAAACCCUCAGCUUAUUCUCCUCGUUUUGGGGAUGGUAUAUUAACCCUGGGGAAAUAUUCACCCCUACAAAAUUACAACCUGUUGCCAAUAAUUGGCGGUGGUACACGAAUGGUCGUACAUCUACUUUUUUUUUUUUUAGUAUACUGUGAUGCAGAAAUGUGGAACCCUAAGAUAGUUCCACAUAGUUCCAGCAUAGCACAUUUGUAUUUAAAUUAUAUCAACUAUUCCUACACUACCAUUGUACCAAUUUUUCUGGUGUAUCAAGUAUGCAAAUUGCCUUAUUGUUUCCUGAAGUAUGUUGUUAAGGUGCAUACACAAAAAAACGACUAACACGUUACUUCAGUUGCCUUUUUUUAUUCUUACACCUGGAUUUAACAUAUCCUCUGUUUACAAAUCUUCUACUUGAGCAACUGUUCAAUUUUGUGCCUUCUUAAACUUUUUUUUUUUUCAGUAAUAAAUUCAUAUUUUACCAUGGAGAAACUGUUGAUCCAAUGUAAACUUUACAAGUCUGCUAAAUAUUGUUUUCUCCUCUAUUGCCCACAGUGCUCUAUUUUACUAGGAAAACAUGGGCUUCCGUGACAUUCUGUCCUGUAGACAAGGAGACGAUGGGAUUAACCUAUUGUUUGUUUAGGUUACUGUACGCCCAUGUCAGGAAAAGAUUCACUUGUUACAUAGAACUGUAAAACAACGCUGAAGAGGAACUGGCUAUUUUAACAUCAAUUAGUGAAAAUUCACAGGACAACGCAAUUACGGCUUAUUGCCCGGUACAGUCUUAUUGGUUUUCAGCAGUUGUUUACUUGUAUGAUGGUUAGUGGAUGGGUUAGUGAAGUGUGCUAUUGAAGUGUACCAGCAAGGAGCGGUUAACUAUUUGAUGUGACUCGAAAAGACACUUUAACUGGGAUUUUGGAGACUCUGCAAUCAUCGAUUAAGUAAUGAAAUAAAAUUGCAUUGCUGGCAAUAAAGCACAUAUCCUUCUACAGACUAGUUUACACAGCAUGUCUGUUCACAUCUUAUCCAUCUAGGGGAGACCAGUAGCAUGUUAAAAUUAAUACUGUGUAUGCAUACAAUUAUAUUUAAUGCACUCAUUUUAUUUAUUAUUUUGUAGCCAAUCUUUUUCAGUUUUAAUAUUAACCUUUUCUCUGGAAUAUUUACAUAUUGACAAUAUCUAGUGAAAUACUAGCAAUUGUGUAAUGCUGCAUUUUGAGAUACUGAAGCAGCUCUGAUAUAUUAGUAACCCCUGAUAUAUCAUGGAUACUUGUUGGAUUUUUUUUAAUGCUUUAUAUUAUUGACACUGGUCUUUAAAUUCCUGAAGUUAGUGUCACUUCCUUUUCUUAAUCAUGGAAAGCAAAGCACUUGAGCUCAUCUAUUUGAUUGUUUUUUUUUUAUCAUAUUAAAUGCGUCUUUGCUUUGUUACAAGGUUGGACAACCUUUUGGUUUUCUAGCCCAUCACCAGAGGCAGAGGAUAAUGUAACUUGUAGGCAAAAAACAUAAAGAAGAUUUUCAUGUCACUCUUCUCUUGCAAAAUAUCAAGUCUGCUUUACUUUUUUUUUUUUGCCUUGGGGCACAAGUAUUAUUUAUACAUGUGCUGUAUGGGACAAUUACUGGCCAGUUGCAAGACACAUGAGAUUUAGCCACAUAGACAUGCAUCUAUUUGAAGUUCUAAAAUGUACCCGUCUUGAUAAUGGACUUGUGCACCUUUUUAUAUGAAUUCUGAUCCUUAGUAUACAAAGACACUUUUCUUCCCCCCUCAAAUCCUGUUUAUUCUCUGCCACCUCAAACAAACUGGCCUAUGUAUGGAUCUGUGAUCUCAGUUUGGAGGCUUUCAGAGGUAGACCGAAGAUACAUAACUCCAAGGCUAGGAGCUGGUGCUUAACCAUUGACGAUAAACAUAUCAAUGUUUAGGUCCUGGACUCUUAGCUUUUUCACUUCUACUACUUUGCAUCAUCAUCAUCAUCGUUCAGCAUUUUUAGAAAUAAAAAAACCUUGUGGGGUUAGUUGUAGCUUCUGUAUCCAUUCUUAAAUUUCUACAGUAUUACCAUGCUUUCCUUUUAAAGGUGCCUAUUUAUGACUUGGUAAAACUACAGGUGCAUUUAUAUAAAUUCUGCUGGGAGAAGCUCAAAUUAAACCACUGUUAUUUCAUAGCAAUGGAAGGAGUUUUAAUGAUUACAUUAGCAUGCACUUACUUUGACUUCUUAACAUCUCCAACUCGUUACACUGUGUGAUCAAUUCAAUGUAGUUAAAUUAUCUGCUGGCAAUUAAAAAUCCAACAUUGCUUGUA
Messenger RNA from Pelobates fuscus (common spadefoot toad), 4173 nucleotides. RefSeq names its product sorting nexin 18 (gene SNX18). Gene Ontology annotation, biological process: protein transport; endosomal transport; cleavage furrow formation. Gene Ontology annotation, cellular component: cytoplasmic vesicle; plasma membrane. The record is from RefSeq and is a predicted model, not a curated record. Gene Ontology annotation, molecular function: protein binding; phosphatidylinositol binding. NCBI's taxonomy places the organism in Eukaryota, Metazoa, Chordata, Amphibia, Anura, Pelobatidae. The transcript is spliced from 2 exons. The coding region runs from base 86 to 1882 and encodes 598 amino acids.